AUGCCCACGGCCUGGAAGUCAACGUCAACAAUGUAUUCUGUCUCUCGUCAAUCGUUUCUUCUCUUCUCUCCAUUCGUCGCCCCUUUGUUGACUCCUGCUGUAGAUUACAAUAUGCUCACAGCACGAGAUACUGCUAGUAGGCGACAUUCAGACAACAGAAUACGCCCUCUUCCCUUCGCAUCGUUGCUAAGCCUGACUGUAUAUGAUGCAAUUCGAACCAGCGCCGUAUGGUCAACCUCGGAUCUGAUGUAUUCGACAUCAGCGAUCGAAGGUUCUCUUCGCAUUCUCAAUGCGUUAUACAUGAUUACAGUUUCAUCUUCGCCAACGACUAUAGGCUCCUUCGCAUUCCGUGACACACUAUCCCUCUGCACGAUUGGGGACGAUAUCAGCAUAUUACAGCGCUGUAACCUUCCAUGGACGCAAAUAAAGAGGUAUCAUAUACCCAUACAUACACAUUGUGAAAUGCAUGCUUCCAUGAACGACACCAUUCCCCCAGGUACAGAUGCCAGCACUGUGUUCCCGCCCGCUCUAGACCACCCUAAAGCCUGGGUUUGGAGGUCUCGGGAGCAGGCAACAAGUCGAUGUGAAAAGUAA
This is a messenger RNA of Guyanagaster necrorhizus, 594 nucleotides long. RefSeq lists its product as uncharacterized. The coding region runs from base 1 to 594 and encodes 197 amino acids. The transcript is spliced from 5 exons. NCBI's taxonomy places the organism in Eukaryota, Fungi, Basidiomycota, Agaricomycetes, Agaricales, Physalacriaceae. The record is from RefSeq and is a predicted model, not a curated record.